UCCUACCCACUCCACAGAUCUCUGUGUCUAAGAGCGGCCUCUCGUUUUUUUGUUGCUGCAAUGGCGACUCCGGUGAAAAGCCCUAUUCUUCUCAGUCUCGUCGCUCUUACCAUUCUCUCAAUUGUUUCUGCGGAAGUGUAUUUCGAAGAACGCUUCGGAGAUGGAUGGGAGAACCGGUGGGUCAAAUCUGACUGGAAGAGAGAUGAAAAUACGGCUGGGGAGUGGAAUUACACUUCCGGUAAAUGGAAUGGAGACCCUAAUGAUAAAGGCAUCCAAACGAGUGAAGACUACCGGUUUUAUGCAAUCUCAGCUGAGUUCCCUGAGUUGAGCAAUAAGGAUAAGACUUUGGUUUUCCAAUUCUCUGUAAAGCAUGAGCAAAAGCUUGAUUGCGGUGGUGGCUACAUGAAGCUUCUUAGUGGUGAAGUAGAUCAAAAGAAAUUUGGUGGAGAGACCCCCUAUAGUGUCAUGUUUGGACCAGAUAUCUGUGGCUUCAGUACCAAGAAAGUUCAUGCUAUCCUUACACGCAAUGAUACGAACCACUUGAUCAAGAAGGAUGUUCCUUGUGAGACUGACCAACUGACUCAUGUUUAUACUUUCAUACUCCGGCCCGAUGCAACGUAUAGCAUCCUUAUUGACAAUGUGGAGAAACAAUCUGGGAGUUUAUAUAGUGAUUGGGAUAUUCUCCCUCCAAAGAAAAUCAAAGACCCUGAAGCUAAGAAACCAGAGGAUUGGGAUGACAAAGAAUAUAUCCCCGAUCCUGAAGAUAAAAAGCCUGAGGGUUAUGAUGACAUUCCAAAGGAGAUUCCUGAUACUGAUGCCAAGAAGCCAGAGGAUUGGGAUGAUGAGGAAGAUGGUGAAUGGACAGCACCAACCAUUCCAAACCCAGAGUACAAGGGUCCGUGGAACCCAAAGAAAAUAAAGAACCCUAACUACAAGGGGAAAUGGAAGGCACCUAUGAUUGACAACCCAGAUUUCAAGGAUGACCCAGAUAUUUAUGUUUUUCCCAAAUUGAAAUAUGUUGGCAUUGAGUUGUGGCAGGUAAAAUCAGGAACAUUGUUUAACAAUGUUUUAGUUUGCGAUGAUCCGGAAUAUGCAAAAAAGUUCGCUGAAGAAACAUGGGGCAAAAACAAAGAUGCUGAGAAGGCAGCAUUUGAUGAGGCUGAGAAAAAGAGAGAAGAGGAGGAAGCAAAGGAUAAUCCAGUUGACUCUGAUGAUGAUAAUGAGGAUGAUGAAAGUGACGAUUCCGAAGGUGAUAAAGCUGAUAGUGAUGAAGCUGAAGACAAGGCCGAUGAUGAUGAAGAUGUGCAUGAUGAACUGUAGUGUGGAUCUCCUGAGAAAUUAUGAAGGCAGUUUAUUCUAGGGAUAACUUCGGGUGGUUUAGGCUCGACAAAAAUUUUCCUGUUUAUGUUUUUUUUUGCUUUCUUUUUUGGUUGUAGGAAACCUCUUUAUAGUGAGGAAUGUUUACAGCUGCAUGCAUUCAUGUGGCU
Molecule: messenger RNA, 1487 nt
Organism: Telopea speciosissima
Lineage: Eukaryota; Viridiplantae; Streptophyta; Magnoliopsida; Proteales; Proteaceae
Product: calreticulin
Exons: 14
Coding region: 61-1320 (419 amino acids)
Biological process (GO): protein folding
Cellular component (GO): endoplasmic reticulum; endoplasmic reticulum membrane
Molecular function (GO): calcium ion binding
Source: RefSeq, a predicted model, not a curated record